AUUCGAAACUCAUACUCAUUGGAUCUGUUUUCUUAAGUGGUUCUGUGUUUAUGAAUGUACUUCUUUUGUUAGCAACUUGUUUUGUUAUUUUUCGAUUCAAACAGAAGACGAAAGCAAUUGUUCCACCGAAAUUCGAAGCCAUCAAGGGAAAGAGCUUAAGAAGCUUUAGUUAUGAGGAGCUAGAGAAAGCAACCAAUAAGUUCAGUGAGCAACUAGGAAGUGGUGCUUUUGGUACUGUUUUCAAAGGAGUUAUAAGCAUUAAUGGUUAUAGUAACUGUAUUGCUAUUAAGAAGUUGGACAAAAUAGACAUGGCAAGAGAAGCAUCAGGUGAGCAGGAGUUCAAGGCAGAAGUAAGUGCCAUUGGUCGUACGAAUCAUAAGAAUUUGGUUCAGCUAAUUGGGCUCUGCAAUGAAGGGCAACACCGAUUACUCGUCUAUGAAUUCAUGAGCAAUGGUUCUGUAGCGAGCUUUGUUUUUAGACCAUCUCCAAGGCCAAGCUGGCACCACAGAACACAAAUUGGUUUAGACAUAGCAAUGGGGCUUUGUUACUUACAUGAAGAGUGUAGUACACAGAUCAUACAUUGUGAUAUUAAACCUCAAAACAUCCUCCUAGAUGACUCAUUUACAGCAAGAAUAUCUGAUUUUGGAUUAGCUAAGAUUUUAACAAAGAAUCAGAUUCAAACAAAGACUGGAAUAAGAGGAAGCAGAGGGUAUGUUGCACCUGAAUGGUUCAAAAACUCAGGUGUGAGAGUUAAGGUUGAUGUGUAUAGCUAUGGUUUUGGUGUCUUAGCAACAAAAUGGAGAAUAGCAAUAUGGGAGAUAGUUCAUAAUCUAUGUGAAGUUUCACAAUUGGUAUCAAGAGCUAGAAUACUUGAUUUUAGAGCUCCAAAAUAUUUGAAAUAA
This is a messenger RNA of Cannabis sativa, 902 nucleotides long. Its product is annotated as G-type lectin S-receptor-like serine/threonine-protein kinase LECRK4. Gene Ontology annotation, biological process: protein phosphorylation. The record is from RefSeq and is a predicted model, not a curated record. Lineage: Eukaryota; Viridiplantae; Streptophyta; Magnoliopsida; Rosales; Cannabaceae. Gene Ontology annotation, molecular function: ATP binding; protein kinase activity. The transcript is spliced from 3 exons. The coding region runs from base 51 to 902 and encodes 283 amino acids.